AUGUGGAGCGCGUUUCUGAACGGCUCGGGUCUGCACGGAGGCAGCGGAGCCGGGGCCGGGGCCGGGGGCGGAGGAGGCGGCUACGUGCCCUCGCAGGGAUGGGAGUUCGUGCCGCUGUCCCGGGUGGAGAGACCGGGCAGGGGCCGGGGCAGGAACCGCAGCCCGCUCCGGAGGGUCUCCUCCCCGCCCGCCGUCUUCAGCCAGCUCCAGGAGCCCUGGUUCGGGGGGGACGGGGGACCGGGGACCCAGCUGGGGAACCAGCUGGACACCGUCAGGGGAAUAAGACUACCGGGACCCGAGAGGCUGCAGGGUCCCGAGACUCUCCCUCCCCAGCAGCAGCAGCAGCAGCAGACGCAGCACACAAGGCUGAAAAAGAAGUUUGAGGAUUUGAAAAAGCGACAUGUUCAAGACAAGGCAGAGUGGAUGCUGUCCGUGCAGGGAGGGGAGAACAGGAGGAUCCUGCUGGACCUGAAGACCGAUUUGGAGGAGGUGCAGGCGGAGGUGAAGAGAGAGGAGGAGAAGAGGAACGAGCUCCAGCUGCACUAUACGAGAGAUAAAUGUGCCUGGGAGGUGGAGAAAGCUGAGCUUAAAUGCAGGAUUGCACAGUUGGAGGGGAGGAAAGCUACAGGCUUGCUGAGCGUGGGGAUCCAGUCGGCACCAGGCGUCGGAUCGGUGGCAUUGCGGAGUCCCAGAGAGCUGCAUGGUGAGACCUCAACGCUCCGCAGGGAGAGGGAGGAACAACGGAGGAUCCUGGCAGAAACGCAUUCAACAGCCAUGGACCUGCGCUGCCGGCUGGAGCACAGCGAGAGGGACUGGUUGAAGGAGAAAGCCGAGCUGCUGGAAAGGUUUGAUGUAGAGAGAAGAGAGUGGGAGAGCCAGCUGAAGGAUAUGCAGAGGAAAAUAGAAGAGCUGUACUGUGAGGUGAGAGCCAAGCGAGGGGGGACGGGGCUGGAUAGUAGGAAGCAGGAUGAUGAUGUUAACAGGCUCAGCAUGCGCUCCACCAGCACCGGCUCCAGUCUGCUCAGUGACAACUCCCACUCAGAGCUGCUCAGCAGCAGCAGCCCGCAGUCAGAGCCAAGCAGGAACCCAGCCUCACCUGGCUUCCAUCACGGUGCCUUCGGUAACGCACACAGUCACCACUUCACCUGCCCUCAUACAGAGGAUCUCUGUGGAUUUAAGGUUGGGGGUCUCUUCAGUCAGAAUGACCAGUUAAAGGAGGAGCUGGAGGAUGAACUGAGAUCCAGAGGCUCUUGGGAGCGAGACCUGGUCACCGAUAACAAGGAGGCCGUUGAUGUAACGGAGCUGGAUGCUGUUUGUUCUGGAGCUCCUGGAUUUGGAGUACCACAGGAAUGUGGUUCUAAAGGGAGUGAAAAAUAUAUCAAUUUUAGUCCUCAAGGAAAAUAUCCCAGGGGAGGAAUGAGUUACGGCAGCGACAAGAAGAAGAACACCACUGCUCUCAAUGCUGCUUUGAAGGAAAUCGCUCGUGUCAGCGAGGAGCUUUGUAGUUACCAGGAUGAGAUCAAAAAGAAGAGUGGAGAUAAGAGAAAUCAGUCUGAAUCCCUGUGUCCAUCUAAGGGAAGUGAGAAACUCCUGCAAGUAGAUGAAUCUCUUUAUGAUCUCAGCCAGAUCUACGAGGAACUCCGUGCCCUAGAGAGGGAAAAUUGGAUCACCUUGUCACCAGAUAAUACCUGGCAGUCCAAUAAAGGGUUGAAGGAAUCUUUGACAACAAACAUUGCUGAUCUAGAUAGCAACAGAGCCACAGGGCCGAGCGCUGGAGUAGACUCUGAAAUCGAUACUAUAGCCCCACCCAUCCCUCCUCGCAGCUCUUCCUGGAACUUGAGCAGCACUCUUCCAGAUACAGAACUCCACAUCCCAGAAUCUCCCGUGGCUACACUGCAGAAGUGCCACAGUCCGUGCAUACUGGUAGACCGGAAAUGCAGCAGCCCGUCUAUUGUGCGAAAGUUUGAGGCGAUGCUGCAGGAAAAUGAAGGAAAGGUUUUCAAAGAUGGCACGGUGACAGAAUGCCCCGUUCCCGCUAACACCAAUUGCAAUGUGGGUUGCUGCCACAACCGCUGGUCCUGUGAUGCAAGCAAGUUCACUCACAGUAAGCUGUCUGCAUAUGGGACAGUUCAGAAAAGCUUCUCUGAAGUCAACAUACUGAGUGCUGGGAAGGACUUGUUUUCAGAUUACAGCCCUGGCCUUGGGAAGCUACAAAUGCCUCCAGCUGUCAAAGAAUUACCAGUAGAUCUGCUGCUGUCCUCUCUGGAAAUACCACCUGUCACCCCGAAGCUCUCGGACUCCAAAAGAAACAUAGUGCUGGAAAAAAAAACAGCCGAGUUCAACAGAACGCUGUUUCAGGCGGAGAUGGGCCGCGGAGCGGACGUGCAAGACAGUGUCACCGUAAUAGAUACCGGCUCUGUAACUUCCCUGCCAGUCCUUACGUCAUCAGAGGAUAUUUUACCUGCAAAGGAGACCACUUUUCAGCCCAUUUGUACUUAUGCCACUACAGGCGUCAUAGAUGAAAAGCCUGAGGUGACAUCAUGUCCUCCCACUUCUGGUGAAGGGGUCAGACCAGAGCUGCAAACCUGUCCCGCACUCGCACCUGAGCAGCCGCCGGCCGGACUCAGAGAGGCCUCAGUCAUCCCUCAGAGUCCUUCACCACGUGGUGAAGUCAAGCACAAAGUUUGGACUCCAAGCGGUCCCUCCAUCAAAUCUCAGCACAGAGCAGCCACAGAUGCUCCUUUUUCAGAGCCUGCCUUUCCUGCAAACACCAGGCCAGCUCAGCCUGUGGAUGACUCCAGCUCUAAGACAGAGAGUCACCACGGAGCAAAGCCUCAGCCAGCCAGAGCCGGUGUCUCGCACCAGCAAUCGUCUGCUGAUAACAAACACACACACAUGACGCAGCCAAAACACGGGUCUGGUCCUCCGUACCAGCCUGAAUCCUCCAGACCUCCACCCAGGAUGAUGAACGAGCACCCCUGGAAACCCCUCACUCUGGCCGCGUACCCACGGCCCGAGGGAUCCAGGUCCAACUACGGAGCAUUGGAAAGGAUUCUGAAAAACUAUGAGAGUGCAGCUCGGGCACAACAGAACGACAGCCAGCAGAGCGAGACGGGCUCGUGCUCUAAUGUGGGCUGUAGAGAGAAGGAGAAGAUGACAGAACUGGACAUGCUGGACGUGGACCCUCUGCCUUUACCUCCCACUCUCAGAUACGUGCAGAUGUCUCAGCCCUCACAAGUCAGCAGCCUCUGUGCCAAAGCAGUGACGGAGGUCCAGCUCAUAGUGCUGGAAGACGACGAGCGCCCUGUCCCGUCUCCCUCCACACGGAGAGCCUUCCAGAGGCCCGCCUGUCCGGCCAACCGUCGCCUGCCCUCCCGAUGGGCCAGCCGCUCCUCCACGUCGUCCUCCUCCACCACCUCCUCUCCCUCCUCCACCCCCAUCGUGCCUCCAUCCUUCCCCCUCCACAAACACUCGUCUUCCUUCACUUACUCUCAUGGCUUUCACAUAGAGACCGUCAUCAUUUGACCUCAUCGUCAUCGUGUGUUUGAACCAACAAGAAGCCUUCAGCGAUACUGUUUGAACUCUACUUUUUCUCUCCUUUUUUCCCCCUUUUUGUAUAUACCGAAUCCAGACUGAGAAGUGCUUUAGUUAUGAGUUAAUCGACUCACUCGUAGAAUGUAUGUGGAGUCCAGCAGAGCCUAACAGACCAAAGCAGGUCUGGAGCCGCUUCAAUUAUUCAGCAGAAUGCCCCAGUUAUCCUGCCAGGCGUCGUGCGGUGAAAACACAGCUUUCCAAGGAAUGACAACGGUCAACAUGUAACUCAUUCAUGCCGACCAUCCGCACGGAUAUCCUUACGCUCAGGUCUGGAUUCUAGCUUUGACUAGUGUAGCCUUGCAGAUCUACCAACAACACGCCCUUCACUUCUUCCUUUCUUUCUCUGAUCUCUCUCUGUAUUUACACCUUAACCGUAGUGCUACUUCAUAUCCGAAUGAUCUAAAAACUGUCAGCCAAAUGAAAUCCGGAGUGAUGAUUUCACCUUGUUCUUUAUUUUGUAUUUAUCUGCUCAACGUGUUUUUGUAAGAUGUUACAUGGACAAUAUGCAGCAUCUUGUUGGAACUCAGAGAUAAAGACGGUGGAGCCGCUAGAAUUACUCUCUCAAUGUGCUGAAUGAAGCUGUGUCGGGUGUUUUGCCUUGCCUUUGACUGUACCUUGCCUGUGACUAAAAACGUCUGCUUCACACACAUAUUUGAAAAAAACAAAACAAAAAAAAAUGUUUACUUUAACAGGUGCAUUCAAAUGUGUUUCUUUUUUACAAUGUUGUACCAAAGCCUGGUUUCUUAUCCAUUUUCCUGAUUUGACAAUUAAACGCAUUAUUUGUAAUGAUA
Molecule: messenger RNA, 4385 nt
Organism: Cololabis saira (Pacific saury)
Lineage: Eukaryota; Metazoa; Chordata; Actinopteri; Beloniformes; Belonidae
Gene: mtcl3a
Product: MTCL family member 3a
Exons: 7
Coding region: 1-3525 (1174 amino acids)
Source: RefSeq, a predicted model, not a curated record